This is a messenger RNA of Ustilago hordei, 1191 nucleotides long. RefSeq lists its product as uncharacterized. The record is from RefSeq and is a predicted model, not a curated record. Gene Ontology annotation, biological process: branched-chain amino acid metabolic process. The transcript is spliced from 3 exons. Gene Ontology annotation, molecular function: branched-chain-amino-acid:2-oxoglutarate transaminase activity. Lineage: Eukaryota; Fungi; Basidiomycota; Ustilaginomycetes; Ustilaginales; Ustilaginaceae. Bases 1 to 1191 code for a protein of 396 amino acids.
AUGUCGACAUCUCAAGCCAGGAUUGCAACAGCGCCAUCAUCUUGGAUGGAUUGGGAGAAACUCGGAUUCAAGGAGCGCGAUGUCAACGGUCUCGUUCGCGUAAGGUACAAAGAUGGCAAAUGGGCCAAUCUUGAGAUCAGCAAGGAUCACCAUCUCAAUAUUCACGCCGCUGCUCCCUGUCUCAAUUACGGCCAACAGGCUUUCGAAGGUAUCAAGGCUUUCCGUAGCGCCAAUGGAUCGGUCAAGGUCUUUCGUCCUCAGGAGAACUGGUCUCGAAUGAACCUCAGUGCUCGAAUGGCAUCCAUGCCCGAACUUCCCGAGGAGCUGUUUUUGGAAGCUAUCAAGGUGGCUGUUGCGCUCAAUCUUGAAUAUGUUCCCCCUUACAAGAAGAACGCUUCUGGGGGGGCUCUUUACAUUCGACCUCUUCUGAUCGCUACGGGACCUAUGCUCAUGCUGGGUGCUCCUGAGGAGUUUACUUUUCUUGUUUGGGUCACUCCUGUUGGAUCGCUUUACGGUAGUGGUGGCGAGAUUGCCGCGGUUGAUGGCUUUGUUUUGGACACGUUCGACCGAAGCGCACCUAUGGGCACAGGACACACCAAGCUCGGUGGUAAUUAUGCACCCGUCUUUGGCCCUACAGCACAAGCAAAGAAGCAGGGCUACCCUAUUACGCUUCAUCUUGACUCGGCUACGCACACCAACAUCGACGAGUUUUCCACUUCAAACGCACUUGCCAUUCAGAAGGAGGGCGACAAGACUACACUCGUUGUUCCCGAGAGCACAUCCAUUCUUCGUUCGGUGACCAAGGUUAGCGUUGUCGAGAUUGCAGAAAAGCUUUGCGGUUGGAAGGUCGAGCUGCGACAGGUUGCGUUUGAGGAGCUCAAGCAGAACAAGUUUGUCGAGUUUAUGGCUGCUGGUACUGCGGCGGGCAUCACACCGGUACGUUGCAUGUCGUACAACUCUCACAAGCCUCAAUUGCAACACGAAAAGCUCUCCAAAGAGGGUCCCAAGUACACGCUCCCUGCAGAGAACAAGGUAGUUCGCAUCGACUUUGGCGAUGGCAAGUCUGCCGGCGAGUGUUCGCAGCGUCUUUUUGACGAGUUGACUUCCUACCAGUGCGGUGACCAGGAAGAUAAGUUUGGCUGGCUCUGGCCUGCUGAAGGUAUCGUUGCUGAGGAUGCCAAGAUUGCCUAG